Conger conger (European conger) is the source of this 2457-nucleotide messenger RNA. RefSeq names its product PHD finger protein 1-like. The transcript has 18 exons. Lineage: Eukaryota; Metazoa; Chordata; Actinopteri; Anguilliformes; Congridae. Gene Ontology annotation, biological process: chromatin organization; regulation of DNA-templated transcription. Gene Ontology annotation, molecular function: DNA binding; chromatin binding. Gene Ontology annotation, cellular component: nucleus. The record is from RefSeq and is a predicted model, not a curated record. Bases 433 to 2457 code for a protein of 674 amino acids.
UUUCGGAUCCCCUGUCUCCAUCCGUGUGUUUUAUGUCUGCGUCACAACAAGUCACUCGGUCGAGAGCGAGAGGCUGGGAUGAUGGCGUCUCUCACGGGUUGACUCUCGGCAGCGUCGGCAAACACGUUCAUCGGCGCCGUUGGGACAAGAAAAGAAAAGUGGCCGACGAGCGGGACCAUGUCGAUACGUCGCGGUGAAAGACGGACAGAGAGAGGGACGGACAGACGGACGGCUUCGCGUUGACGAGUUGAUUGACGCGCCGCUUGGCACGGACGCACACCGUAACACACAAACGUAGCUGGCUACAGUAACAGAGACGCGAAAAAAAAAAAAAAAAAAAAACUGGCGAAAAGAAACCCCAGGAACAUUUAAUGUCAAGCUUUUAUAGUUUUAUCCGUUAACCCCGUACAGAAAGGACUUCGACCUGUCAGGAUGGGGGCAGUGAACGAGGGAGACGACGUGCUGGCUCGAUGGAGUGAUGGAUUGUUAUACCUAGGCAAUGUUAAAAGAGUAGAUGAGCUCAAACAGUGCUGUUUGGUUCGGUUUGAGGACAACUCUGAGUUCUGGGUGCUGAGGAAAGACAUCCACUCCUUCUCCGCCGUGAAAGAGGGCGUCUGCUCAGUCUGCGACGCCCCGCCCCUCAAAGAACCGCUGGUGAACUGUCACAAGUGUCGCCAUGGAUAUCACCCUCAGUGCCACACUCCCUCUGUCGAACCUGAAUCCCAUUGCAACGCCUGGAUAUGCAGACAGUGUGUCUUUGCGGUUGCGACAAAGAGAGGAGGAGCCUUAAAACGGGGUCGAUUCGCCCGCCUCAUGCAGAUCAUGAAACUGUGCCUGCCCUAUCAGCUUUCAGCUUUGGACUGGGACCCUCAGCAUCUGACCAAUCAGCAGCAGUGUUACUGCUACUGUGCCGGCCCAGGAGAGUGGAACCUGAAGAUGCUGCAGUGUGGCGGCUGUGGGCAGUGGUUCCAUGAGGCGUGCACUCAGUGUCUGACCAAGCCUCUGCUGUACGGGGACAGGUUCUACCAGUUUGAGUGCUCGGUGUGUACAAAGGGACCUGAAACCAUUAAAAGACUACCUAUGAGCUGGGUAGAUUUGGCCCAUUUGGUGCUGUAUCACCUCUCCUUGUGCUGCAAGAGGAAGUACUUUGAUUUUGACCACGAAAUCCUCUCCUUCACCAACGAGAACUGGGAGUCCCUGUUACUGGGGAAGCUGUCUGAUACGCCCAGACCAGACCGCUGCCAGAACCUCCUCAACGCUCUGAACUCCCACAAAGACAGGUUUGUCUCCGGGAAAGAGAUCAAGAAGAAGAAGUGUCUGUUCGGGCUUCAGGUCCGCGCUCCUCCACCCUUGACCUCCGACCUUUCACCCCUCAUCACGGAGCCCCCCGUCAGCAUCUCUCACAGGAGAAGCCCGCUGUCGGUGUUGUGUCACCGGCGUCCCGGCAACGCCGAGCCUCGCAAACCCAAGCGCCGCAUCGCCGACACUCAGCCCCUCCCUCAAGCGGUCGCGGCCAAUCCGCUCGAGCUGACCCCCUGCUGCCAUGGUUACGUGGGCGGGACCAGCCUGUUCAACUCCAGAAGACGUGAGGACGAGCUUCCCUCUGGAUCCCCACCUAAGCGGAUGUUUGCCCUCUACCACCCCUCCUAUAGCGGAACUCUGCACCACUACAGUGUGGAGGACCCCUGUAACCUUCCACCGCCCUGCCUUCCCUUCCCUCGGUCGUCCGCCCACCUGCCUGCCCAAAAAGCAGACCCCUGCGCUCCGCUCUUCCUGCGUGAUGUCACUUCCUGUCCCGGCGGGGGCGGGGGCGGGGGGGAGGGGCCCGGGUGCGGGGGCGGGGGCGGUGAGGCGGUGAGGAUCCUGGCGAGACGGGUGACGCCUGAAGGAAAAGUCCAGUACCUGGUGGAGUGGGGGAAUGUCAACGCGCGCGGUCGUCCCAGGGCCCGGUCCAAUGGGCUGGCCGGGGUGGCGCUGACCACCUUGGGAAUUCGGUCGGUCACCCCAGAUGCCGCCCCUGUUUUUGCGAAUAAAGGUCCCGGUAGCCCUGACCCCCCCUCCCCUGGCCCCCUCAUGAACAAGGACCCGGUAGCCCCUGACCCCCCCUCCCCUGGCCCCCUCAUGAAGAAGGUCCCGUCUCGGCUAGGGCGCAAAUACGGGACCUGCCGGGGUAAAAUUCACAGCAUCUCAUUUUGUAUCCGUUACCAGCUGGCGAGGAAAAAGCACUGCCAACGCGCGCCCUCAGCGUCUCCGUCGCGACGUCGCGAAGAGCAGCAGUUAGAAGCUCGAACACCCCGGAAAGAGGACGCCACCUGCAGCUCCGAUAACCGCUGGGAGCCGAGGGAAACUGGCUCGACCAGGUGUGCGGGAGUGAUGCUGUUCCUGAAUACAGGAGACAGAUCAGAAGGAUGGAGGCUCCACCACGUCAACGGCCAAAGGAAGGACCGGGCGUCUUGA